Ylistrum balloti is the source of this 1537-nucleotide messenger RNA. RefSeq names its product elongator complex protein 4-like. Gene Ontology annotation, biological process: tRNA wobble uridine modification. The record is from RefSeq and is a predicted model, not a curated record. Lineage: Eukaryota; Metazoa; Mollusca; Bivalvia; Pectinida; Pectinidae. The transcript has 10 exons. The coding region runs from base 1 to 1143 and encodes 380 amino acids. Gene Ontology annotation, cellular component: elongator holoenzyme complex; cytoplasm; transcription elongation factor complex.
AUGGCGGCAACCAGCUUUCAGAGGAAGACACGUGCGAAAGUUUUACAAAUUCCUGGGUCUAAGCCUUCGUUAUACAAUAAUCAGUUGCUUGUGUCAAGCGGAGUCCCAUCAUUAGAUAGCAUUAUAGGUGGAGGGCUUGCUGUUGGAUCGGUUUUCCUCAUAGAGGAGGAUAAUUUUGGGAACUAUGGAAGACUUCUGUUAAAGUACUUUUGUGCUGAGGCAGUGAUGACUGGUCACUCUCUACUGCUGUCUAGUGCUGACCAGUGUCCAGACCAAAUCACCCAGGAGUUGCCUGCCCCUAUUAUUGAUGAUCCAGGAUCUGUGAUGACCACACCAGAGGAAGAUGGGUCAGAAAAAAUGUCAAUAGCUUGGCGAUAUCAACACCUGCCAAAAUUUCAGUCCAAUCCAUCUACUAUUAAAUUUGGUCACUAUUAUGACCUGACCAAAGUAAUGGAUCCCGACCUGGUCAGUAGCUGCAACCGUACAUGUAUCGGUCAAGUUGACCUGGAGAAAUGUGAUUCAAACAAUGUAAUGAACCCAAGAUAUAGAUAUUUACUGAAAACCAUUAAGGAGAAAAUUGACAGUGGAGGUUUUUCUACUGCUCAAGCUCAAGAGAAAAGGAAUAUUCUACGCAUUGGUAUUCAUUCUCUUGGAUCACCGCAGUGGGGAGAAAGUGGUGGCUUUUGUGACAACCAUGAAGAUUUUGAUUAUUCUCUGCCUCGCUUCCUUUUGGCUUUAAGAUCAAUUCUCAGGACAGCAUUCUCUGUGUGUAUGAUCACCAUACCCACACACCUGUUCCAGAGUGCUGCAUUCGUGAGUCGUCUGGAGAGAUUAUGCGAUACUGUUGUUCACUUGGAAAGUUUUGCUGGAUCUGACAAAGAAAAGAACCCAGCUUACAAGGAAUAUCAUGGUUUGUUCCACAUCCACAAACUGCCAAGACUCAAUACUCUAACUAGCCAUAUGCCAGACACUAUGGACUUCGCCUUCAAAUUAAGAAGGAAAAAAUUUACUAUAGAGAAACUACACUUGCCUCCAGAGUUAUCAGACACAGCAAGUCGACCACAAGAAGAUGCAAUACCAAAUCUCCGUCCUGGUGUAUUGUCCUGUGGCACCACUGGAUCUAAGAACAAACUUGAUUUCUGAGACAGUUGAACUGGACAUUAUCACCGAACCCCUGAUGUUUGCUCGAAGUUCAUCAUUAUGCUGCCCUUCACUUGACAUCUAAAGACAGUAAAGACUUUCGCGAAGUUAGUGACGUUUCAUAAUGCUGAAUUGAACACUCACCUGGUAUUUAAAUAACUAACUAGUCCAUUAGGUCUGCCUCAAUUUAAUGGAUGGGCUUAUCACAGAAUCAGUCUACUGAACAACAACAGAUGUGUGCCGGCUUAUUGAAGGACAAUCUGUAAAGGUGUAUUAAAAGUAGUUUCAGUAUUAAUGGUAAUUUUACUACAUGUAGGUUUUCGUUCAAUUUCAUGCAUGACAAAAAAUGCUUUUUUUGGAGAAAAAUUCACAAAAGUGGAAAAAAAUCUUUAAGAUA